Molecule: messenger RNA, 2724 nt
Organism: Penaeus indicus
Lineage: Eukaryota; Metazoa; Arthropoda; Malacostraca; Decapoda; Penaeidae
Product: zinc finger protein 48-like
Exons: 4
Coding region: 292-1236 (314 amino acids)
Biological process (GO): regulation of gene expression
Cellular component (GO): nucleus
Source: RefSeq, a predicted model, not a curated record
CCUACCCCUGCCCCUGUCCCUAACCCGCGCGACGGCAGGCCCUUCCGCUGUGAUGACCGUGUGCUGUAGAGGUGAUGACUGGGUGGUGAGGUAACAUGACAGACUGUUGGGGUUAGCCAGAAGUAAAGUAGUUGAUGUUUGAGCGAGCUGGGGUUCAGUGUCGGGAAGCUGACUCGGAUUUACCCCUUGCAGGAGGACUCGCGGGUACCGAGCAGCUCGUGGGUGAAAUACGCCGGUGUAGACAGUAGCGGCGAGGCCAGACCACGAGACGGAGUGGGCGGUGGUGGGAGCAUGUGGGCGGCGCCGCUCCCGGGGGCUCUGGUGCCCGCCCCCCCACCACGCCCGGAGGGGGGCCUUGACAACAGUAGCUUGCGUCCUCACGUGUGUCAGUACUGUGGCUAUUCCUUUUGUCGACCCUCGCAGCUCGCGACUCAUAUUAGGAUUCACACGGGAGAGAAACCUUACCGUUGCACCGUGUGCUCGUACAGCGCGGCGCAGAAGGGCAACAUGCGCAGGCACAUGCACCUCGUUCACGGUAUUGUGGUGGAGUCGAACUUCGCCCCGAGUAGCCUUGGCGCUCCCAAGGAGACGCCUGGCGUGGGCGGCUACCGAAGCGGCGUGGCCCUGGGGCUGAUGGCGCAAGCCAUGUCCCGCCUGUACAUGACCCACGCAGGAGCAGCAGCACCUGGCGAGGCUCCCGACCUCUCGCCCUUCUCCACAGAGCCGCCUGCCCACCACGUGCCCCACAGCUGCAAGUUCUGCGGCAAGCUGUGCGACACGCCUUCGCAGCUGGCCAUCCACCUGAGGGCGCACACGGGAGAGAGGCCUUUUUGCUGUCCGCACUGCGACUAUCGGGCCACGCAGAAGCACCACGUAAAGAGCCACCUGCAGAGAAGACACAAAGAGCUCGCCCAGGACCCCGAGGCUCACCUCGCCGCGCAGCCUAGGAGCAGCGGCAGCAGCAGCGUGGGUCCUGGAGGCGGUGUUUGGUCACACGGCCUAGUUCCUGCCAACCCUCCAGCCUCCAGGCUCAGCGGACACCUGAUGUGUGCUGUGUGUGGCAAAGUAUUCCCCAAGAGUUCUGAACUACAGCGGCACCUCAGGAUCCACACGGGGGAGAGGCCGUAUGCCUGCCCCGUGUGCCCCUACCGCGCCGUGCAGGCCACGCACGUCAAGUCGCACGUUGCGCGCCGCCACCCGCACCACAACCCAUCGGCGCUGCAGAGCUUUGACUGAACGGCGGAGCGCUUGUGAUGGGGAACACUGCAUUGCAGAACGCGUCAUAGUCUUAACAGAGAGAGGAUCUUUGAGAUUAAAAUGAGAGAAAGUAAUACAUGUUAAGAAUAAGAGUGUUCUAGAGUGGGUGAAGAAACUCCCUUCUCACCCAUGUUCUCUGUUCUCUCCCUGUAGGUGUGUGAGGGCGGUGGUGGGCGGUGGGUGCGCUCCUUCCAGGGCAAUGUCGCCCUGCCAGCCAUCAGGUGGGAUCGCACUUGUCCUGUGUGUAAGAGAGUGUUUGCACGUCCUGCUGAGCUCACCCGCCACCUCCGCACCCACACGGGGGAGAGGCCGUACCAGUGCCCGCUGUGUGGCUACCGCGGCACUCAGGCCGUGCACCUCAAGGCCCACCUGUUACGCCGACACUUUGUACCAAACCAGGCCCCCCUUGCCACCCAGUGACUCACUGCCCACACUCAAAGCAAACAAAUCUGUUAAGUUUAGGAGAGGUGUCGCUGGCUGGCGCCCUUGUCCCGCAUGGUUGAAGGAGUUAUGACGCGGUGCUUGUCUCGUUCUAGGUACAUGGGGGCCUAGGGAGUGAGGUGUGGGCAGGACCUGUAGUCAGGAGUGAGCCACUGUUACGAUGGGACCGCAUCUGUCACAUUUGUGGGAAGGGCUUCAGGAGGCCCGCUGAGCUCCGUCGCCACCAGCGGAUCCACACCGGGGAGAAGCCAUACACGUGCUCUAUGUGUCCGUACAGGGCGGCCCAGGCGGUGCAGCUGCGAUGCCACGUGUCGCGGCGCCACCCACAGCUGGUUCCCGCCACCACUACCUCUGCCACAACCUCCUCCUCCUCCUCCGCAGCCCCCACCUCCGGGCCAGACUUCCCCCCAUCGGGCGGGCCGUCGUGGUAACCCAUUAUCUAGCCUGCGUUACACCUCACCUCUCCUGUCUCCCUCCCGUAGGUGUUUUCCCAGCUGGGUGGCCCAAGCGGAGGCAUGGCCACUGCUUGGACCGGAGGGAUUGGCAUGCUGGCUGGGCUGCGCUGGGACCGCACCUGCUGCCUGUGCGGAAGAACGUUCAUGCGGCCGGCGGAACUGACCCGGCACAUGCGCUCGCACACAGGGGAGAAGCCCUACGCGUGCCACCUGUGUCCGUGGCGGGGCUCGCAAACGUGGCACCUCAAAAACCACCUGGCGCGGGUGCACCUGGUGACCAACGCGGGCGGCGGGGCGCAGAAUCAGUAAUAAAAAUAGAGAAUCUAUAUAAAAAAGAGAGAUAUAUAUAUACAUAAAGGAAUUAAAAAGACGCCACAGUAGUUGUGGUUUAGACUAUUGCUGUGAUGAGAGAUGAGUGAACAGUGUCACACACGUAGAAGUAAUGGCGGUACACUGGGUACUGCGCCGCCAUAUUACAUACCUCAUUAUCAGAUGAAGCAGCUGUGUAAUAAGCUAAUACUGCUCCUCAUUAUUAUUAUUAUUAUUACAUGUAAAUAAAAUUUGUAUGAUA